AAAGGAUAUGGUUCAAAAUAAACUAACGUUGUAACGAGUCUGGCGACUUGCUUGUGAGCAACAGAGAGAAAAUGAUGCUACCAGGAGAUCCCUGGAUUCAUCAGUUAACUCAAAAACAGUUCGCGUGUGCGUUUGCGCCUUUUCCGCGCUCCACCUGGAUUCAUCCACAGGUGCCGAAUGACAAUUUUGAUCGUGUUUGCAAAAACAUCUGGAGAAGGGCAAAGGAGGCGAAGGAGGAGCUUGGCAGAAGUCGAAGUUUACCUGAGAGGCAGCAGAAUAGAGACUGCACGGCUCCAGACAACAAGCCAAUUAACCGGGAUGGUCAGUGGCAGAAAGAUGACGAUUCGGGCCCGAGCACACAGUAUGAGGAGGCCAAGCAGCAAUACCACCCUAACUUCACCCUUCCUUGCCCUUAUCUCUCGGGCCGCAGACAUCCCCAUUUUGCCAGGCCUGCACGGGUACCGAGCCCUGCGAUGGAAGGAAAGAUGAAAGAAAAUGAGGAGGAGGCAAAGAGGAAAAGAAAUUUGGUCAGCAUGAUGACUUUGGAGUCUAAAGUUGUUUUCUGUGAGAAAGAUGAAGGAGAUAAACAACAGAGUGUUGAACCCGAACGCAUCUGCUCUGCCACUGAAGACAGCACCCCACAUCUGCAGGAUGAGGAAGAUCCUCCUCUUCCUUCUGAGCUACCUAGGGAAACAUGUGAAAGUGAGGAUGAGCAGAAUAUAAGAAGCAGUCCUGACAGAAAUUCUAGUGAUGAUGAUGAUGUUGUAACGCUGCCUGGUGUGCGAAGUCGCGCCACUGAUAGCAGCGAUGAUGACUCAGCGAAUGACAACGACUGCAAGGAAGAGGAAAAUGAAAUUCCACACUCAUCUGAUGAAUUAAGCUCUAACUGCAAGCAGGAUUCCCCAUCUUCCAGCACAGAGAAGGACUUUCCUCCACUAUGUACCAUAAAAGCUGGCAUUCUACCAUGUUCCAUGGAGCCUCCAGCCUCGGGGAAGAUGCAUGGCCAGUGGGAUCUUCCCCUUUCAUUACGCCCACAUGACAUCCCCAUUGCCACUUUGGCAGGUGGCGUGACCGCCCCUGCGCAGGCUCCUGUCCAAGGCAAAGCAGAAGCACCUCAGGCAAACUCGAAAACCAACGCACCACUAGCAGACCCAGAGCAACAGGAGGCUUAUGACCUACUGGCUGACUUCCCUGCUCUCCAGCCCCCAAAGAAACCUUUAGCACUGGGUGUGUUGCGUGAUUGUAAUCCCAAGACCAAAAAAACAGAGGGGAAAAGAGGGAUUAUCCAUUCACCAAACCACCGCAAAAAGAGUGGGACUUCCCAUCAGAGGAGGAUGGAAAAUGUGUCCCUCACGGUCUCCUCCAUCUGCGCAGGAGAUCAGAAAUCUGUGCUGGACCUUCAAACAUUUGGCCCGGCCAUCCAAGGCAACUCUCCCACCAUCAGCUGUGAGGAACUGAAGGCCAAAGAACAGCCGCCUCCUGGAGUUGCAGGUACAGAUGGCGUGGAUGUUAAUGCCAGGUCCUGGGCUAGCGCUGCCAAGGCAGGCAUGAAGCAAGCAGCUGCCCCUCAGGAGAAAGCCAGACCUUGUACCUUUCAGCAGAUAGUUACCAUUAACAAAGCCAAAGCCGGCAAUUCUGCUGCUCAGAACAUUGCCAAAAAAGUGACUCAUUCCCACCAGGCAGCCAGUGUGAUGGUGACUGCUGUGUGCCAUCACCCUCAACCCUGCAACCCAAACCUGCUUGUUAGACCUGGUUACCCUCCCACCCAUCAGGGAGGGAACCCUGUCUAAACACAGCCACAUGUGUUGACAGCCAGUGUGACGGCUGAAGUGAUUGUGUUUCUACUGAAGACAUUGUUGGACAUUAUUAAAAUGCACUAGAAUCCGUCAUUUUUUCCUAAUAAAAAUUUGUUUC
This is a messenger RNA of Micropterus salmoides (largemouth bass), 1914 nucleotides long. RefSeq lists its product as uncharacterized. The transcript has 6 exons. Bases 72 to 1790 code for a protein of 572 amino acids. Lineage: Eukaryota; Metazoa; Chordata; Actinopteri; Centrarchiformes; Centrarchidae. The record is from RefSeq and is a predicted model, not a curated record.